Vollenhovia emeryi is the source of this 2144-nucleotide messenger RNA. RefSeq lists its product as uncharacterized. The record is from RefSeq and is a predicted model, not a curated record. Bases 488 to 1765 code for a protein of 425 amino acids. The transcript is spliced from 7 exons. Lineage: Eukaryota; Metazoa; Arthropoda; Insecta; Hymenoptera; Formicidae.
AAGGUGCGCGCGCGACGAGCCUCUCCGUGACACAUAUCCGCAGGUUCGCAUCGUCCUGCGCCAUUGCAUCGUGUGAUAAUAGCAUUGUUACUUGUGUCGUUCGCAUGCAGGCAGUCCUUAUUACAUGACACACGGUGCCGCCAACCUGGGUAACUGCGCCUGUAUUUCUCCUCAGUCGUCGCUCGAGCGCGUCGCGACGCGAAGUCUCCGUUUUCCGCGUUACCCGUCGUGCCUGCUGCAGAAACUUUGGUCCCGCUUCGACCAGGAAGUGACUAAAUUUUUCAACCCCACUGCCAAUGGACGUAUCCUCACGACGGAAGCCGAUUGUCAACGCGAAUAGUGGCGUUUCAUAAGAAAAUGAGAACGGUUUGUUAAUAGCCUGAGAAGUCACGUAAUGCUUCGCCGAAAAGAGACGACACUUUCGCAAACGACCGCUCGUUCCCCGUUCCUUUAGUUCGUCUGUUAGCGCCUCUUCAGUGGUCGCAUCAUGUGGAACCGCAAGGUGUUCAUCAGAAUAGUCGAAGUGCUCCUGUGCAUCGCGUGCGUCGUGGCGCUUAGAGUGACGGACGAUGAGAGCCGAAGGGUGUUCCACUACCUGAGGAAUCGCAGCAGGGAGUGGUCGCUGCUGAACAACGUGACGUGGGGCAGCAUAGGCGCCGCCCUCGCGACGGCGACCUGCGGCGGAUACGUCAUCGUAACGACGGGUCUUUUGAUCGCCGCGGCCACCGGGGAACUCCACGGCCGAAAGACGGAAUUUUUCCUGCUCGGCCUGGGUGUGAUUCUCUUCGGGAUAGUCGGCGCCUUGUCGCUGGCGUCCAUCGACAGCGUCCCCGAGGACCUGGUUGACAAUGCCGCGGUUUUGGGAGCGCUGUGCCUGCUCACAGCGUUGGUAUUCAUCGGGGAUUUGCUGAUGAGUCCGCCCCGCAAGAAGGACAGGCAGGACGAGGCGCGAAUCAUCGACAAAGAUCUGGGGAAGCGCAAGGUGACGCCGGUGGUGACCGCCGAGGACACGAAAAAGCCAAAGUCAGCCGUCGUCAAGAUGCCCGAGGACGAGAACGGUCGCGUGAACGACGCUUUCCAGAAGGCGGACGGUCCCGCGAGAUCGCAGCAGGAAUCGUCCGGUGGACGUCCGCAGGACACGCAGGACGAUCGCGAACUUCGCGGCGACCAGGAGCCGAGGGAGAAUCUGGAGAACGGCCGAGCUGCACGCGACUCGCAGCGGUUCCGCGAGAUCGAGGUGCCGCGCACGAUCGUGUACGAUCCCGAUCGCAGGCUCGAGGAGUCCAGGAUAAUAUACAAGAGCCGGGACAUCUAUCAGCGGCCGGUCGACGAGAUCGACACGCCGCGGUUCCCGACGGAGUACGAAAAGGGAGACCCGGUCUUCGCGAGACUCGUCAAUCCGAGCGUGAAGAUCAUGAGGGUCGAGCGAGACGUCGAGGAGGCGAUCAAUAACCACAACAGAUAUUCGGACAACAGCCAGUACGACAACGUGCCCAUCAGGAUGCGCGGCUCAGCCGGGAUCCUGAAAGGUCAUCACCGCGACGUGUCCUUCAACGUGCCACCUCCGCCCAAGGACUAUCGGUCCAGAAGAUCCAAGGGCGACCUUGAGAUGCUGGAGGAAUAUUUGGGCGAACUGAGAACCACCGGCACGCAAACCGCAAGGGCGCCGUACUCGCCGACCGAUCCGGGAUACGUUCGCCACACUGCAAGUAACUGGCCGCAGGACGUUAAGUCGAGCACGCCGCGACACAGUUUGGAACAUUAAAGUUUAACCCUUUCGUGCACACGCGGUUCUUUCUCCAAUUAAAAAAUUUAUCGGCCAAUUUUAGUUUAGUAAGAACAUUAAUUGGUUCUUUCUCGAAUUAGUAAAACGAAUAAUGAAAACUCGUUCAGGGUUUCGUCUUCACUAAUUUUAUAAAUACCUAUUUAUAUAUCCUGCUAUCUCUGUAAUCUGAUAUUUGCGAGGUUGGGAAAGUUACUUUCUAAAAUCCAGUUACAGUUACAGGAUUUUUCGAUAAAAAUGUAACUAAUUACAGUUACAAGUUACCGUUUCUGAAAAGUGACGAAUCGAUACUUUACAGUUACUUUCUUGCAAUGAAAAUAUAAAAAUAUCAAAUCUCCAUUUGAAUUGUAAAGUGUCGCUA